ACCAGAAGCUCCCCUUUCACUUUUUCAUCAAGAAAAGAUUCAUUGUUUUUCUCGACAUUUAGUGACAUAUGUGGUGGAAAAUUUUGCUAACUAAAGGACCCACUUUGUUAAAGGAGGAAGAAAGAGUUGGCACUCAACAAACUACAAUAUACCCAAGUGGGCCUUUUGAUUCCCUCACUCCCAACCCAUUUCUCUUUCUCUUUCUCUCUAUCUCCAAGAUUAGUCCUUUUUUUCUUUUUUCUUUUUUCCUUAAAAAGCAUUUAAUCUUUUAAUCAUUUUUUGUUUGAUGGGUUUUGAGGAAGGAUGAUAUAAAGGUUUAGUUGCUGCUAAACAUGAUGAUGAAUAUGCUUUUCAAGUAAUUCUGUUCUUUUGACUAUGCAUUGAUGGAUAUUGGGUGAUGUAUCUGAUCUUGGAUUCAACAGAUUCUAUUGUUUCUGCAGAUUCUUGAUUUCUUUUAGGUUACUGUUGAACAAAAUUUCAUAUUAUGGGCUGGCUAACCAAAAUUUUCAAAGGUUCUAGCUAUAAAGGGCAGUAUCAUGGGAGGUUUGGAGAAGAUAGAUAUUGGGAGGAGCCUCACCGCUCAGCGGAUGAUUUGUCAGAUUUUGACAGAGAAGAGCUUGAUUGUGCUAUUGCCCUUUCCCUUUCAGAAGAAGAUCAAAAAGGAAAAAAGGUUAUAGAGGAAGACAAUGAUUCUCAGCAGUCAGAAGAAGACGAAAGGAGGGCAAGAGCUGAGGAAGAAGAAAAGCGUACUACAGCUGAGGAAGAAGAAAAGCGUGCAAGAGCUGAGGAGGAUGAAAAGCGUGCAAAAGCUCAAUUGGAGGAAGAUGAACAACUUGCUAAAGCGCUCCAAGAAACUUUAACUGUGAACUCACCUCCUCGAUAUGAUUUUGAAAAUGCAUUUUCACCUUAUCCAGUUCUGUUUCCAUCUGGUUACAGAAUCUGCGCUGGGUGCAACACUGUGAUUGGUCAUGGACGCUUCCUGAGUUGCAUGGGUGCUGUUUGGCAUCCUGUAUGUUUUCGUUGCAAUGCUUGCAAUCAGCCAAUUAGUGAUUAUGAGUUCUCUAUGUCUGGAAAUCGCCCUUUCCACAAAUCAUGCUAUAAGGAGCGACAUCAUCCAAAAUGUGAUGUUUGCAACAAUUUUAUUCCAACAAACUCAUCUGGUCUCAUCGAGUAUAGGGCACAUCCUUUUUGGUUGCAGAAGUAUUGCCCCUCGCACGAGCGUGAUGGGACUCCUCGGUGCUGUAGCUGUGAAAGAAUGGAGUCCACAGACACAAGAUAUCUAUCGCUAGAUGAUGGUCGAAAGCUGUGUUUAGAGUGCCUUGACUCUGCAAUAAUGGAUACUCAUGAAUGCCAACCUCUCUAUUUUGAGAUACGGGAAUUUUAUGAAGGUUUAAAUAUGAAGGUGGAGCAGGAAGUUCCUCUACUUUUGGUUGAGAGACAAGCUCUGAAUGAGGCCAUGGAAGGAGAAAAGAAUGGUCAUCAUCACUUACCUGAGACCAGAGGACUGUGCUUGUCGGAAGAGCACACUAUCACCACUGUGUCCAGGAGGCCAAGGAUUGGGGCAGGCUAUCGAUUUAUAGACCUAAUAACUGAGCCUUAUAGGCUAAGCCGUCGGUGCGAAGUGACUGCAAUUCUCAUUUUAUAUGGCCUGCCCAGAUUGUUGACAGGUUCAAUCCUAGCUCAUGAGAUGAUGCACGCAUGGCUUCGACUUAAAGGUUAUCCCAACCUACGUCCAGAGGUUGAAGAAGGUAUAUGCCAGGUCCUGGCUCAUAUGUGGUUGGAUUCUGAAAUAUACUCUAGUCCUGGAGAUGGUCCUUCUUCUUCAUCAUCAUCGGCAGCAUCUUCAUCAUCAUCAUCGCCGUCCUCAUCUUCUACAUCAUCAAAGAAGGGAAAGCGAUCUGACUUUGAGAAGAAACUUGGUGAAUUUUUUAAACACCAAAUUGAGUCGGAUGCAUCAUCAGCCUAUGGAGAUGGUUUUAGGGAUGGUAACAAAGCAGUUGGGAAAUACGGCCUCAGGAGUACCCUUGACCAUAUUCGGCUGACAGGAUCCUUUCCUCUCUGAUUUAGUCAUUGGAUAUAAAUAGUUAAAAUACUACAACAAUAAUCUGUCUCCCCUUUUAAAAAAUGCCUCACCACUGUCAUACAGUUUAUACUUUAUAGGAUCAAACAUAAAAUGAAUACCUGAGAAGACUGAAUAAGCAAUGAAAAUGCUCUUGGAUAUAUGCAAUUCUAGUAAUAAUUCUGUCUUCAAAAGUUGGCAUCACUUGUGAGUGUCAUGAAAAUAUGCUGAGACUCUAGAAAGCAUGUUAAUUAUAGUUAAAUAUGUAAUUAUGUACUUUUUAAUAUUAUCAUUUUUGGUCUUUUUUCUUUUA
Messenger RNA from Ricinus communis (castor bean), 2372 nucleotides. RefSeq names its product protein DA1-related 1. Bases 485 to 2062 code for a protein of 525 amino acids. Lineage: Eukaryota; Viridiplantae; Streptophyta; Magnoliopsida; Malpighiales; Euphorbiaceae. The transcript is spliced from 13 exons. The record is from RefSeq and is a predicted model, not a curated record. Gene Ontology annotation, molecular function: ubiquitin binding.